This is a messenger RNA of Patella vulgata (common limpet), 3676 nucleotides long. Its product is annotated as leucine-rich repeat-containing protein 74B. The record is from RefSeq and is a predicted model, not a curated record. Gene Ontology annotation, molecular function: protein binding. The transcript is spliced from 13 exons. Bases 109 to 1416 code for a protein of 435 amino acids. NCBI's taxonomy places the organism in Eukaryota, Metazoa, Mollusca, Gastropoda, Patellidae.
CGAUGGCUGUCAACAAACAAGUUCAAUCAAAUCGAAGAAAAAUAAAUCAUGGAAACUAAGCCUACAUAAUUAGAUUAUAUUGUACAGCGUAGGUCUGAUAGAAUAAAAAUGACUCAACUUUGUACAAAGCAAAGCUCUUUACGACCACAGACGGCCUCACAACUUAAAAAUGAUGACAUUUCUCUUCAAUUGGAUACUUUGAUGAUCCGGCCAUUGUCAGCUAAUCCUAUUUCAGCAGGUCAAAAUGGCACCUUUCUCACGGAGGAGGGUGGUAAUAAUUAUUCUGUCAUAGAAAGACUUCGAAUUGAUCCUGUUCUAGAUCAGUUUUCAUUUAGUGUUAGAUCAGCUAAAAAAAAGAAAUUAAAUAUCAAGACAACCAAAGAAGCCUGGUUGAAAAAGACUAAGCCAGAAGAUGAAAAGAUUCAUCCAUUUGUAGAUCAAAGUUUAAAUGGACUGGACAACUCGGACGAAUAUGAUACAGAUAUUGAGGAAGAUUUCCCUAAGCCUGAAAAUAAAUAUCGUGCAGAUCCGACUGGAAUAUAUCGGUAUCAGGAAAAGUGUAUAAAAUCAGGUAUUUUACCGAUAUCGUAUUUAAGAAGACAUAUAGGUAGAAGGAAUGUUAGAAUGCGUCAUCAUUAUCUAGGAGGUGAAGCAAGUAAAGCAAUAGCAGAAGCUUUAAGGGUUAACACAGUCACGGAGAGCUUGGAUUUAAGCGAUAAUUAUUUAAAAUGUUGUGGUGCCAGGUUUAUAGCAGAUAUGAUGUUAGAUAAUAUGUUUAUUCUACAUAUGAAUUUAUCAAAUAAUUUUAUAAGAACACGAGGUGUUGAAGCUUUAUCUGUUAUGUUACAGAAUAACACAACGUUAAAAACAUUGUCUUUAUCAGGUAAUCAGUUAUGUGAUAGAGAUGCUGGUCUAUUAGUCGAAGGUAUAAAGAACAACGAUACACUGCAAUCCCUAGAUCUAAGUAAUAAUAAUAUUGGUGAAUUAGGUGGAAUUUAUCUCGGAAAUGGUUUGGCCAUCAAUGAAAGUUUAGUUGACAUAGAUCUAAGCUGGAAUUGUAUUACAAGAAAAGGUGCUGUUGGUGUUGCACAGGCCUUGAAGAGUAAUAAAGUACUAGAGGUGUUAGAUAUAUCGUGGAAUGGUAUUGGUCUCGAAGGAGCUGCAGCGCUGCAAAAAUAUUUACCUGCCAACAAGAAAUUACGCAUAUUAGAUUUAACAAAUAAUCGAAUAACAGCGGAGGCAGCCAAAAAACUAGCCAUUGGCUUAAAGAAGAAUCAAGUGUUGGAAACUAUUAUUCUAAAUCAGAAUGCUAUGAAACAUGAAGGUGUGGAAGCCAUCUUGAAAGCCGCUCAAGUUAAUUUGGUAUUAAAACUUAUAUCUUUAGAGAGAAUUCAGCGUUUUGUUAUCAGUAAGUAGGCAUCCUGAACGUGUAACUUUAAAUCACUAAUGCAUGGUCAUAUCAAUCUGAUUAAAACACAGAUCCUAUUUCGUUUCGUUUUUUAUAGUUCAGAAUUUCAUUUUACUUGUCUUUACUACACUAGGAUCUGGAAGAGUUGUUAUAUAACCUGUGUUCUGGAUGAUGUGAAGGUUAGCCAAUAAAAUGGUCUGUUGAGGCGAUUUUUUGGCAUGAGGUGCACGGAACUGUGGGUAACCCACUAAAAAACAUCAACGCCAAUUGGUUAAUUGGAUGUCUGACGUGAAAGGGUCAAAAGCCGCUCGUAUGACCUCUGACUCGACCUUCCACUACAACCAAUCAGAUCUUCAUGUAGUGUAGGCCAUCAAAAGUAUAAAAAAAAAAAAAAUGAAAUAUAGAUCUGUAUUUUAAUUAGGUAGUGAUUAUAUAUACCAAUAACUGGAAGUUUUCAUCUAUUUAUAAUAUGAAAAUAGGAGUUUGUGCUUCAAUAGUCUGAGAUACUUUCAAUUUUGCAACAUUUGUUUUUAUGGCCCAGGUGAAGUGUUGUUGUAUAUUGUCGUUGAACAUGUCUGUCCGUUCAUCGUCCAUAAUUACGUGUUGGUGCUCAUGUCAUUAGAGUUAGCAUUUGAUAAACUUGAAAUUUCAGCACUGUGUUUUGAUUUUCAAUGAUUUGAAAUAAUUACAGGGUUGUUGCCCUUGUAAGCUUCAUAAGAAUAAAUUAGCUGCUGUGAGUGACAAUGUUUUGUUGUGGGGCAACCUAUCUUUAAUCUAUUGGUUUGUAACAUCUACUUGUCACUGUUUUUAUACACCAACAUUUUUGUGUGGAUGUAUAUUAUCGUCGCCCCUGUCCAUGUGUCCGUUCACAUUUGUUUGUGGACACUCUACAAGUCUUAAUUCUUAUAUGAUAUUGACGAAACUUGAAAUAUAGGUUUAUCUCCAAAAGAUCUUGGUUCAUUUCGAUAUUGGCAUGUAUCGGAUCGAAACUUCAUGGAUUAUGGCCUCUGAUUGUAUGAAAAAUCAUGUUUUAGCGUGUGGACACUCUAGAUGUCACAAUACAAAUAAAACGAAAUUUUGAACUAUUAAAAAACGAAACGAAAUAGGAUCUGUGUUUUAAUCAGAUUGCAAAUGGUUGUUUCGCAUAAAUAUUAAUGAUUGAAAACUUAUCUGACUGAAUUGUGUAUAAGAUUACAAUAGAUGACUGCCUAGAGGCUAUUUAGAUGUUUGAAGUAUAUUAUUAUUUAAAUGUGUGAAUUGUAUGCAGUGCAUGUGGUAUAAAAUAUAAUAUUAUUGAUGUGCCAAGGGAGAUAACUGUCUUUAACUCAUACAUUAUAAUUUCACAAAACCUUUCAGAACUGUGGUGUAAGUAGUCAAUUGAAGCAUGUGUUAUGUUAAUCUUUAAUUAACAAUUUACUAAUUUUAUGUUCAACUGAGUUUGGCAUAUUUUAUUUUUGAAGGAGCUGCCCCAGAUAAAAGAUCCCUUGACAGUUGGAAUUCGAUAUAAGAGUAGGCCGUAGUGCCGCUGUUCGGGAAAAAUUUCGCUCAUGGCACACUGUAUGGCGUAUGCUCGUCUUCAUUAGCCCAGUUAGGAGCAGAACAGUAGGAUGUUAAAUCCCAUUUCAUUCCCCCCCCCCACCACACGCACACACACACACUGUGUGAGUGAAGAAUUUCUUGUGUUUCAUUUUAAUUUUAAGUCCACUCCACACAAACAAGGUCAUUUGGAGACUGACAUAUGGUACAAUUUUACUUCAAUAAUUCGGGCAAUUAAAACCAUGUCAGUUGACUCAAUGACAGCGCAUGCUCUGACAAUUCGGUUUGAAGAAUUUGUUGUGUUGUAUUUUAACUUUUUAUAACUCCUUUCAUUUCGUUUGUUUGGAUUCAAUAUUGCUUUCCAAUUUUAAUGGGAGCCAUGGUGGGUUUGUGAUUAUGCUUUUGGCUCAAUAACUCAGAGCUUCUGGGUUUGAUCCCUGUGUUGGCCAAGAUAGUUCCUCAAGAUUUUUCUGCAUGGUUACCUCCCCUUCAUUGGCAGUAGUGCAGGCCGAAGGGCCUGGCAAGGAACACCAUCUUGUCAUUCGAAUGAGUUGGCAUGCACGUAAAAGAACUCUUCACAUUUGGAAAUAGAGUUAUAAAAUGACACAGAUUAAAAAAUUUUUUAUAAAAAUCAUUGUUUAUUUGUGAUGUUUUUAUGUCAAAAUAAGAAAACCAAUUUUUGUUAUCUUGUGAUUAUAUUUUUUUACAAUCCUGUGUUUAUAUUUUUUUUAU